AUGGCUGGAUGCGCCUUGCGCUUUCUGUCUGUAGAUCUCUUCAAGACUCUCAUCUAUCCCAAGGAAAAUAUUAUCAAAACUUAUACUCGCUUCGUUCAAAAACACCUAGACUAUGAGUUCGAUCAUCGCACGGUAAUGCCUCAUUUCACGGAGGUUUAUGGCCUGAUGGAAAAUAAGUGGCCCAAUUUUGGUCGCUUUGACGGAGUCAGUGCUGAUCGUUGGUGGAAUGAAGUUCCAAUGCUGAAGUUUAUUCAAUCAUUUGCGCGGAGCUCCCCAUUCAGUGAAGCCUACGUUAGACGUGCUCUCACGCUGAGUGUCACUAGUGAAAUCUAUGAUUGGUUUUCAACCAAUGAGGCUUGGGACGUGGUUCCCGGUACAGUCGAAGGCUUGACUGAGUUGACAGACACGGGCCUCCAUUUGGCUAUCCUCUCCAACUCUGAUGAAAGAACUCCGGUUAUUUUGAAGGCCCUCAACCUCGAUAAGUUUUUUACUUUUGUUGUCUUCUCUCGGAGCUGUGCUUACAUGAAGCCGGAAGCGAGGAUUUUUGAGUUGGUUUGCGGCCGUUUCUUUGAUUCCGAGGUCCAUACUGAAAUGGCCUCGCAGUCGCGGAUGGCACAAUAUGGUCAUGUUGGAGAUUCGGCGACUCGCGACUACUGGGGCGCAUUGCGUGCUGGGUGUGGGCGUGCCUUCUUGCUGCAACCCGAAAAUUCUGAACCCUGCUUCUGGGCGUACCAGGACACCACGUCAGGACGGUCCCGAAAUCUUGUUCCUGCACAGGACAGGAUCUCCUUUCUUGCUCAAAUUUUGGAACUUUGUCGUGUAGUUGCUCGUGUGUCCAGUGUGGUCGACGCAAUCUACGGCAAGAUACUCGAACUGAGACAGGCCUCGACUGCAGUACCGAAGAAACCCAAGGUGGUGGAAUUCAGUGCAUUGACACUAUGGCAGCAGACAGGUGUGCGAUGUCUCCGAGUAACACACUUUCUCUUGGCACGAAGUGGUCUCUUUGUGGCCAUCUUCCUUCUCUGUCUGCUGAGCGAACGUGCCGAUUAUGAGACACACCCGCCGGUCCAUCCAUGGAUCAUCUAUCUCCACGCCAGUAUCUACCUGCUCACCUCGACCGGUAUGUCAGCGCGUUUACUUCCAAGCACCUCUGUUUUCGUUGCGGCGGUCUUCUACAUCCACCUCGCUUACCUCCUGGGUUUUGAGCCGACCUUCGGCUACCCGCCUUGGCUUCGGAUACGCGUCGCAUUGCGCCUUCUAGGCUUGGCGGGUGGUAGCCUCCGAAUGCUUGCUGCAGGGGACUUUGACUCUUCUCGUCACUGGGACAAACUCGGCGUGGGUCUCUCAGGCUGCGUUUGUGCUCUCCUCGGCCUUAUCUCCCUCCCCACCAUGACGCUACCCAACCUCAACACUGCCAUGCAUCGCCACGAGCUCUCCUCCGCCUUUCCCAACAUCUUUGUGACCCACCUAAUCCAUUGGGUCAUUGGAAUAGCCUUCUGCCUGGCUUUUGUCGGCUACACGUUUCCGAUUCUUGUGAUUCUUCCCCAGGGUCGAGGACAGGUGCCGUUUUUCGCGAAGAUGGUGGUGUGGGCGGACGGACUCGCUUGUCUGGGCUGGGGCCUGACGCUGAUCGCCAAGGAUGCCAAUUGGACCUACUGGAAGGCGCAAGGUGUGGAGUUCUGGCUGCAGAAUACGAUCAUCCUUGCGGAGGUGGUUACGAUCGCCUCUAUUGCCGUUGGUGCCAGUCUGCCCUGGUUGGGCAGAGUGACGAAACCGCCGCAUCAGAAGGAGCAGUAG
Molecule: messenger RNA, 1797 nt
Organism: Echinococcus granulosus
Lineage: Eukaryota; Metazoa; Platyhelminthes; Cestoda; Cyclophyllidea; Taeniidae
Product: Haloacid dehalogenase-like hydrolase domain-containing protein 3
Exons: 7
Coding region: 1-1797 (598 amino acids)
Source: RefSeq, a predicted model, not a curated record